This is a messenger RNA of Aspergillus alliaceus, 807 nucleotides long. RefSeq lists its product as uncharacterized. Bases 1 to 807 code for a protein of 268 amino acids. NCBI's taxonomy places the organism in Eukaryota, Fungi, Ascomycota, Eurotiomycetes, Eurotiales, Aspergillaceae. The transcript has 3 exons. The record is from RefSeq and is a predicted model, not a curated record.
AUGUCAACCCUUGCAUUUUCCCCCUCCAAGCGCCAUGUCGCCAUCGCUGAGAUGGUUCUCUUCUCGCUCAUCCAAAUCAUCCAAUGCUCCACCCGGUUGAUGCAGGAGUGGAAGUAUUGGCAUCACAACAAGCGCAAAUCCGUGCCGCGAUGCAUCUUUUACUCAUGGUAUGGCUUGAUCGGAUUAGUGGCGCAACUCCGAAUUGCCGGGUCCGGAAUGGUGCUUUCAGGCUCCCAAAGCAAAAAAGUCUUGAUAUCAGAAGCAAUCUUGCAAGGCAUUGGUCUUUCGCCUCUACUAUUCGAAGUGAGCCUCGUCAUGUUAAGAAGCGGACAAACAGGUCGAACCGGCCCUGGAAACUCAAGAUAUCCCAAGACCAUCCGUUUAUUGCUCCAUUUCUUCCGAUUCCCGGUGUUCUUCGGCGUAGUCUUGAUUGUGGUGGGAGAGAGUGCCGACGUAUACGCAUGCAAAGUUGUCGGAUCUGUCGUUCUCGUCCUUAUAUUUGCCUUCGGGUGUGGAUUAUUUGUCUGGGUGGCAGUUGCUUAUCGUACUCUUUUACCCGAGGCGGGUCAUCGCUGCGUGUUGUUGGUCCUGGCAGCGCUUCCUUUCUUCAUCGUUAGGAUCGCUUAUAUGCUACUGGCGCAGUAUGGCCCGCCAAAGUUCAAUCCCGCCAAUGGAGAUGUGGGUGUUAUGGUCGGGAUGGGGCUAUUGAUGGAGAUUGUGAUUAUGAUAAUUCUUUUGUCGGCGCGUGCGGUAGCGGAGCCAGUUUGGGGAGGAGCCAGCGUUGACGUUGAAGAGGCUCGAGUUUAG